AUGCAAGAUGCCUUGCGGAAGAGAUUCUUCGAUGGUGGCUCCAGGGUGACAAAGGAGGAUUAUGUCGCUGCCAUGUGCCCGACGGAGUUUCGACACAAGGAAAGCAGCCCGGCCGUCAGCCAGGUCGUAGGCCAGCUGCUGAGCAUGCAGGUGGCAACGGUGGAGCAGGCUCUCUUGCAGAAGGAGGCUUUGUUCGCAAAGCGUGGCGAGGCUGCUGCCGGCACGAGGAAGAACUUCAUCAAACCCGCAGUCCCAGAUCGUCAUUGGGCCCUGUGGAACGAAGCCUUCGACGUUCUCAGCCAAAGCGGCGCUGGCCCGCGCUUGCCGUUCUCUGCCAUGGCAACUUCGCCACGUCAACCUUCCAAGCGCCAAGACUCCUUCCAGGAUCUCUUGCGACGGGUGGCAGCAGCCCAUGAGGCAGAGCUACAAAGAGCGCGACGGGGUGAGAUGCCCUCCCGAGGCGCAUCUCUGAGAGGAAGUAUUCCCCGACCUUCGCAGCUGUCCGGAUCGUUAUUUCAGUCGCAGGCAUCGGCAAACCCACCAGCGAGUUUCAGUAUGCCCGGCAUGGCCCCGGACACUCCGCUCUUGCAGCCGAGGGCAUUCUCGGAAGCACAACCUCAAGCAAACCACAGCUUCUCGGAAAGCCCCGGCCCCGGCGUCCAGGAGAGUAGUCAUUCCUUGGAUGAAGUCCCUACGAUGGGUCGUUCCAUGCUGGAGCAGACGCACGAGGACCUAGAGGUUCGGGUCUGCUGGGCCGAGAAGCCGCCGAGUGUGCGAUUGAAGAGUAUCGUAAGCGUGCAGUCGACGGAUGCCACUGCAGUCCAGAAGACCAGUGGGCGUCAGUCCUUUGUUCUCAGUCCCUCCGGGAAUUUUCGAAACGUUUGGGACCUGCUCGGUGUUCUUUGCUUGAUGUGGGAUGUUAUCAUGAUUCCCCUACAGAUGUUUGACUUGGAAUCCGAGACUCAAGUUGGCUUGGAUUGGGUAUCGCGACUUGAAAUGAUGUUCUGGGCCGUGGACAUGUUGCUGGCGUUGUUUACCGGCUUUGUCCAUCGUGGAAUUCUCAUCUUGGACUUGCGAAGAAUUCGACAGCAUUACCUUCUCAGUUGGUUCGGCAUCGACUUUUCCAUUCUCCUCACCGAUCUUCUGUUGGAGUUUGCCUUCGUGGACAGUCUCGGAGAGGUGAAGGUCGCCAAAUUCCUUAGACUCAUUCGGCUCCUCCGCAUCAUACGCUUGGGGAAGCUCACCCAUGUCUCGAUCUUCCUCCGGGAUCAGCUUAAAUCCCGGGUGGCUUGUAUACAGCUGAACCUCGGUAUCGUGAUUCUUUGCAUCGUCCUCCUUCAGCACGUCGUCGCAUGUUGCUGGCACGGCAUCGCUUCCCUCAGCAGCGACUCAUGGCUUGACCAGCACUCCAUGCGAAACCAGCAUGUCUCAUUUCAAUACGCCACGGCCAUGCGCUGGAGCCUUGCUCAGCUGGGGAUCGGCGGCACGGAAAUUGAGGCCGUCUCCUACACAGAGGCAGUCUACUCUGUGGUCGUGGCCUUCGUCUCCCUGAUCUCUUUUUCCACUGUGAUCAGUUCCAUGACCUCCCUCAUCUCAAGCCUCAACAAAGCAAAGGUGGAGGAGACGGAUCAGUUUUGGUUGCUCCGUAAGUACCUGCGAGACCAGGGCAUCGCGGGGAGCCUGGCGGAGCGCAUCACAGAUUUCUUGCGGUAUGCUUACCACACCCAUGCUACACAGACUGCCGAUCGGCCUUACAUCCUUCAGCUCUUGUCGAAGCCCUUGCAAGGGGAGUUGAGCUUUAGCAUUUAUCGUGACAGCAUCCUCAAGAUCUCCUUCUUGGCGGAAGUGGCACAGAGUGUGGCUGUGAAGAACGACAGUGCGUUUCACAAGUUGGCCAGCGAGGCUGUCAGCAUCAUCGAUACAGGUCAUGGUGAUCUGGUCUUCUCAACCAAUGGAGAGGCAGAAGCGUCGUACUUGCCCCUGCAAGGCACCUUGAGGUACUUACAUGGUCAAGGAGAGCAGGAGACAGAAGGACAAAAGUGGGUUGCGGAGAUGGCCCUGUGGACCAAAUGGCUCCAUGCAGGUGACCUUCUCUCCGUGAAUUUCUCGCGUCUCGUCUGCCUGGAUGCCCAGGAAUUCUGCAACAGCAUCUUUACCUCGCUGGAGCUCCGGAACGUUGCGCAUCUCUAUGCGAAGCUCUAUCUGGAGCGACUAAGGCAGCAGCGCAUCCUUACGGACCUGUGGCUCUACGAAGAAAUAAGCGCGCCCGAACGCCAACAGUCGCGUGGGGCCGAAAAAGGUGGCUGGCGGUGUUUCUGGGGCGGACGCUGGGCAACCCACCUUCGUGAAACCCAAGUUCUGCCCUCACAGCCUCCAGACGUGGAUCUGAACUAA
This is a messenger RNA of Symbiodinium sp. CCMP2592, 2394 nucleotides long. The record is from the annotation of a GenBank genome assembly. Lineage: Eukaryota; Dinophyceae; Suessiales; Symbiodiniaceae.